CAGUACAAUUUAUUCAAUUGUUAUAAUUAUGAUUUGGUUGAUUUGGAAGAAUGGACCGAUUAACGUACCGUUAUUUACUACUGCGGAAAGAGAGUGGGAAACCUGUCGCCACUAUAUUGACCAAGAAGUGCUGAAAAGAGACAAAACUCAUUGCCCAAGUUGUGGGAAAGAACCUUUAGUCAGAUCUUCUGACGCUAUCGUAAAAUUGAGGCGCUUAAGCUCGGCUGGAAAAGUGCACAAUCCAGAAAACGAAAGAACAAUGGAACAGCCACAGGCGAGGUUUGGAAACUUUGUUAUCAAAUCCGAUACAGAAGUUGAAAAUUUCCGUCAAAGGAUUUACAACAAAGUUUCUACUGUACGCAAUUACAUUUCAUUUGAAACUACUAGAUUUGACAUGCUGGACUACGAUAUGAUUAAUCAUAAUUUAAAGUAUUUUUAAUUCCCAUAUCUUAUUUUGUAGACAAAAAAGAAACAGAUGUGUGGGGGAUCGGCUUUUAAGGCCGCAAGAGAAGACUCCAAUGAACAAAAGAAGUAUGACGAGACUGGGCUCGUCGUUAGCUCUUGCAAGCACUGCGUUGUACCAUACGCAAUCAACAUGUUUAAAGGUGAAUCGUGGACCCAUACUGCAUUUAUGCACAACGAAGCCAUGAAAAGUAACGCCAAAUUCUUCUGCUACGACGUGGUAUGCCAAUACUGGAAAUGGAUGAAAACAAAAGUGGCUCGUCAUUUUCCUGAAUACCGUAAUCUAACAAGUGAAAUGACAGGAAUCUUGCCUAUCAUGCAUAAGAAUGCACAUCAAUUGCCAUGCAAGAUUUUAUGGAAUCCCCGCUGGACAACUGGAAUGGGCUUAACUGGAGGAGAAGAGCACGAGCAAGUUUUCUCCAAAUUGUAUCUAUAUGCUUAUGUGCUAAAGCAUAUGGCCAAACAUAACAGAAACGAUUUUUUAACAUUAGCUAUUCUUUAUUGGAACUGGGGUAAAAUUGAAAAUAUGCAUUUCCUUCUACGCAAAAAGCUAGAAAAAGCAAGAAAGGAAAUCAAACAAGGCACUCCAAAACUCGAGAAAUUGUUGGAAACCCAUAACCUCGUAUAUAAUGAUCUUCCACUGAUUCACAAGGAGCUGGAGACAAAAGCUAAGGCAACUCUUGACCAAAGAAAAACCAAAAAGACUACAGUUGAUACACUGAGAAGAAUGCUGGAGGGCUUACAUGCUCAUUUAAAGACUACUUCCAUUUCUAUCUCUAAAGAAGCAGAAAAUUCGAGGAGUCGCACUAAAUUAAGGCGGGUUUUGACGGAAACUAAACGAAAGGCUUUGGAAACGAUUGAAUUAAUUAAUUCUAAGGAUACAACGCUUCCAAUUUCUUACGAGGAUUUCAAUGAAGGUGUCUUUCCUUGGGAAACAGUUCUGGAUCGGGAUGACACGCACUUUCCCACACUUUCCCUUGCCGACAAAUAUAAUAUUGUUGAUUGUUGGAUGCUAUUGAAAAGAGCAAGGGAGGAAAUUACAUUGAGUAAGAAUGAAAUGAUAAACUACAUGCGAUUCCUCAUUGAUAAACGGUCAUCACUACAACAACCAAGUCAAAAACAUACCGGAGAAGACGAGAAAUUUGCGAAAGGGAAAUCCGUCAUGAAAGUUUCUGAAGUUCAUCAUCUUAAUUUAAAAAUUCAAAUGGCUCUAACAACAUUUAAUUUAAAGUGCAACCAGGAUUUUUCAGAUUUCGUAUGUGAAACACAAACAAAUCAUUCUGAACCAGAAUUUGAGUUUGACACAUCUGAUGAAGACAAUUACGAUUCUCUCUCAGAAUCCGAAUAUUCUGAUGAAGAAACAGAAAGCUCAUCUAGCUAUUCGGAAGAUGAUGAAUCUGCAAUAUAAUUUAGAAUACAAAUUGCAUAAUUCUUACUAAAAGUUAUGAAAAAUAAAUGUUUGACUCUUUUAAAGCAAUAUUGUAUUUAAUAAAAGUAAGAGAACCUUUUCUCUGAUCCGUCCCGUUGCAAAAUUAAAAUAAUAACUAAUUGU
Daphnia magna is the source of this 2014-nucleotide messenger RNA. RefSeq lists its product as uncharacterized. The transcript is spliced from 7 exons. The record is from RefSeq and is a predicted model, not a curated record. NCBI's taxonomy places the organism in Eukaryota, Metazoa, Arthropoda, Branchiopoda, Diplostraca, Daphniidae.